Xenopus laevis (African clawed frog) is the source of this 2795-nucleotide messenger RNA. It is a transcript of the gene mindy3.L, whose product is annotated as MINDY lysine 48 deubiquitinase 3 A L homeolog. Bases 301 to 1614 code for a protein of 437 amino acids. The record is from RefSeq and is a predicted model, not a curated record. The transcript is spliced from 17 exons. Lineage: Eukaryota; Metazoa; Chordata; Amphibia; Anura; Pipidae.
CCCGCUACCUGCUUCAGUGCUGCUGUUGGGGGUUAUAUUACUUUGUACCCGGAUAUGUAUAGGGUUCUGUGCCUGUAGAUAAAGAAGGCAGGAUAUGAUGUAAGUGACAGAAGAUUGAGGAAGACCUUCUUUUUAGCACUUCACCUGGUCUGAGGUGGCAAAGUCAACUCUGGCGAUUGAGCCCUGGUCUACUGGUCUGCCCUGGUCUACCUCAGGCAAUAAUUACAUGAUUCAUGUUGAAAGGAGAAAUCGGUCUAAAACAUCUUUAUUCAGGGAGGGAAGGGAAGCCAACGAUUAAUCAUGUCAGAAAGUGAUAAAGAACUAGUGGACAUGGUAUGGGGUAAGAAAAAUGCCAACGAUUUGGUGGACUCUGUGUUCAAACGUUGGACCCAAGGAUUUGUCUUCAGUGCCUCAGAACCAACAGCAUUAGAGCAAUUUGAAGGUGGUCCAUGUGCUGUGCUUGCACCUGUACAGGCUUUUCUUCUAAAAAGGCAAUUGUUUAACACUGAGCAUUCCAACUGGAGGUCUUGCCAAGAUGAAGAGCAGAAAGAAAUUCUUUGCCAAACACUAAGUGAUAUUCUUGAAAUGGUUAGCUUUAAUUCAAAUUUGUACUACUUGGCAAGCUGGCUUAAAGGGAAAGCUACACAAAAGUCAGUGCCGGAAUCCAGUCAGCAAAACGAGCAGCCUACUGCCUUGGCUGCAGAGGAGCUUGGCUUUGAGCGAUUUCAUGCAUUAAUUCAAAAAAGAAGAUUUAACAGUUUAAGUGAACUCAAGGAAGCCAUUCUGGAAAGCUAUUCUACAUGGAGAAAUAAGCAUGGCGUCCUGCUUUUCCUGUACUCUGUCAUUCUUACUAAGGGAAUUGAAAAUGUCAAAAAUGAAAUUGAAGAUGCAGAACGGCCUUUGAUUGAUCCUGUGUAUGGGCAUGGCAGCCAAAGUUUAAUCAACCUCCUCCUAACUGGACACGCUGUUUCCAACGUUUGGGAUGGGGAUCGGGAGUGCUCAGGGAUGAAACUACUUGGUAUUCACAGCCAAGCAGAUGUGGGCUUCCUGACAUUAAUUGAGUCAUUUCGGUUUUGUAAGGUCGGCUCCUACUUGAAAUCACCAAAGUUUCUUAUCUGGGUAAUUGGAAGUGAAACUCACCUCACAGUGUUUUUUGCCAAGGAAAUGGCCCUUGUUGCCCCCGAGACUCCGUCUGAACAAGCAAGGAGAGUAUUUCAAACCUAUGAUCCAGAAGAUAAUGGAUUCAUUCCUGAUGCCUUGCUAGAGGAUGUCAUGAAAGCUUUGGAUCUUGUGUCGGAUACAGAGUAUGUAAAUCUCAUGAAGACUAAAUUAGACCCAGAAGGACUAGGUAUUAUUUUACUGGGACCUUUUCUGGUGGAAUUUUUCCUGGAGCAGAGUUCAAAAGUUCCAGAAUCUUUUACUGUGUAUCAUUACAAUGGAUUAAGGCAGUCUAACCACAACGAGAAGGUCGCUUACACAGAAGGAACAGCAGUGAUGGGCUUUAAAGACCCGAGGUUACAGACGGACGAUACUCCUGUCAAACACUGUCUACAGACCAAAUGGCCAUUUGUAGAACUUCUCUGGUCCACAGACAGGCCACCCUCAUUAAAUUAAUGGAACAUUGCAACAUAUUAUUGGAACUCGCUUAUUAUUAACUGCAAAUGGUCUGUGUUCAUGCUGGGUAUUGCAACUUCUCAUUUUAAUGUAUUAAUCGCACUGAAAUCGAUUACAGCAAAUCCCUUCAAUGGACAAACAUUCCCGUAAGCCUAGAACUGUGACUAAAUGUCAGAUACAGUGAUGUUUACAUAGGGGGCCUUGCCCAAAGGUUGGCGCUCAUAAACCAAAAACGUUUGCUUUACAGUCUUGCUAUCUCUUGGUCGGAAAGGCAGUUUCUGUGAUCCCAUUGGAUCAGUCGGUCUGCCUAGACUGAUAAUCUAUCCUGCCAGGUGAGUGUAUGGGGCUGAGAAUGGGGGAGGCAGUUACUCUCUCCCAUUUAUAUUCCUGUGUUGCACUCACUUAGAUUAACAAGACCCAUUAUAGUUUAGAAAUUCCACUCUCACAAAUCUAAAUUGACCUGGACCAGCAUCAGGGCAUCUCUAAUUACACCAAAGACCCUAAGGGUCAGGGCACACAGGCAGAUUCGGGGAGAUUAGUCGCCCGGCGACAAAUCUCCUCUUCUUCGGGAUGACUCAUCUCCCCAAACUGCCUACCCUGCCUUCCGGUGGCUAAAAUGUAAAUCACCGGCAGGAUGAAACUCGGAGCGUUUCGUUUUCCGAUGUCGUCCAAAGUUUCCUCGGCCUGUGUUUCCUCUGAAGUUUUUUCUGCCUGUGUGCCCUGACCAUAAAUAUUUGUUCUCUUAUGAAACACUGUUGUGAAAGAACUAUACCUAUUGGAAUGCUCUUUCAUAGGAGACUACUGUUCCUAAACUGGAGGUUGCACAUGGAGAAGCACAGAAGCUGUACCUGGGUAAUGUAUAUGUUUCAGACGAUAACUUCAUCCCUGUCUCAGUGAAUGGACAUUUAAGACUUACCAUGUGCAUCCGUUGCAUUGGCCAGGCCUCUCCAGAAAGAGCAGAGCCAUUACCCUAUGGGUUUUUUCUCAAGUAUUCCGAUCCAUGCUAUUGCCAAAUACCCUUGUUCUGCCUGUUCCUGAGCAGCAGAUUAAGCUCAAUCCUUCUCCUCCUUAUGUUUAUCACUGUGUUCAGAGCAUGAAAAACAUCUGUGACCACAUGAGUAUGUUAAAUUAUUUAUUAUGAUCAAAUUGCUGGCCUUUAAAUAAACAAACUCUUUUCUCAA